Molecule: messenger RNA, 1881 nt
Organism: Linnemannia hyalina
Lineage: Eukaryota; Fungi; Mortierellomycota; Mortierellomycetes; Mortierellales; Mortierellaceae
Source: the annotation of a GenBank genome assembly
AUGACCUCCAUCACUGCUGCAGGUGCACCAGCACUCCGUCUCGACACCGCCCUCCAACCAGAGCCCGCUGCUACCCAAGAGUCCUCAAGCCAGAGUCCCGAGGACGCAAACUCCACAGCACUCGAGGUGGACGCCUCCUGGCAGGACCAGCCCGUGCGCCUUCCUACCUACGUCCCCUCUGACGCUGACAAGGACAGCAUCCGUGGCGACUCCCCUCCUACAACCCCCGUUGACGACCCUAUCUACCUCUCUGGAUCCAAGAAGCACUUUGGUUUCUCCGCCCGCCAGAGUGUGGCUUCCUCAAUCUUCCCCUGGCAAAAGCACAAGCCUGCGGUCUGCCACCAGUAUGCCCCUCACCGCCCUCCACUGAGCAAGAGGUCCAGUCUUGCGGGUCUUAAGGUCCUUCCGGCGAUGCGUCCUGAGGCUGUCAAGUCCCUGGAUGACGAGGAAAUCGAUCUCUUGACAUUGAAGGAUGAUCAGCUGGCAAAGCGCACACUGGAGCUCCUUCAUCUUCUGGAAGUACACGACUGGGCAGAGGUCACCGAUCAUCGUUCCUUGACCCUCUUCCGUAUCAGCGGAGCUAUGACCAACUGUAUCUUCCUAGUCUCAGGACCCCCUAGCACCAUCCCCGCCAACACAGUCGACAACCCCACCGACGAGCCUAUCCUCAAUGCCCAGCCCCGCAAGGUCUUGCUCAGAGUCUAUGGUAUCGGCCUCGAGUCGCUCAUUUCCCGUAACGACGAGCUCAAAUGGCUGCAGAACCUGUCAACAAUGCAGAUUGGACCCUCGCUGCUGGGAAUCUUUAAGAACGGACGCUUUGAGGAGUAUGUUGAGUCGACCACAUUGACCAAGGAUGAUAUUCGCCACCCAAGGACCUCUCGCCAUAUUGCUCACCGUAUGUGCGAGCUCCACAACAUUGUCAACGUCUUUCCUCCACCCGAGAACUGCAUCCCCCAAACUCAGGAGAACAUUGCUCGCUGGAUUCCAUUGGCCAAGGAUGCUAUCGAGAAGAUCUGCGCCAAGGACCCCUCCAAGCGUGCUGUCGUUGACGAGUUUGACUUCGAAAAGUUCCUUGUCGAGGUCGACGAGGUCCACCGCGACUUGACUUCUGUCCACUCCCCCGUUGUCUUUGCACACAAUGAUACGCAAUACGGAAACAUUCUGAAGACGCUGGAUGAUAGCGGAGAGUUGGUGGUCAUUGAUUUCGAGUACGCAGGAUACAACACUCGUGGAUUUGAUAUCGGAAACCACUUCUGUGAGUGGACUGCCGACUACCACUCGGACAUCCCCUCGGUCCUCCACCCCGACAAGUACCCCACCAAGGAGGAGCAGCUCAACUUUUUGGAGGCGUACAUGGAGGCCGAGAUUGCGCUCUGCGGAUACCAUCUGACGGCGAUCAACUUGAGCAAGUAUGCCAAGAAGCGGAGAAGCUUUACCAGCGCCCUUGCCAGCGGAUUGUCCAAGGCUACCCUCUCGGCCCUCCAGGCCACCUCUGCCGUUCUCAAAAAGCGGUCGUCCUCUGAGGCUGCACGUGAGGAGGCACCCAAGGACAACAACACGACCUUUGUUACGACCAAUGGAGCAGGGUCAGUGGUACCUGUCCAACAACAGAAGGGCAAUAGUGCAGCUGAGAACGCAAAGCCUCAUCCCAGGAAGACGCAUAAGGAUGGUGACGAUGGCAGUGGAGGAGUUUCCAAGGCUGAGAUUCUGGACAGCAUGUACAAGGAGGUCAACAAGUUUGCAUUGACGUCCCAUAUCAUGUGGGGUCUCUGGGGACUGAUCCAGGCGUCGCAGAGUGAGAUUGAUUUCGAUUACUUUGAAUACUCGUUCCAGCGUCUGAACGAGUUCAGGCGGCGUCGUCCUGAGUUCAUGUCCUUGUGA